Messenger RNA from Periophthalmus magnuspinnatus, 4259 nucleotides. It is a transcript of the gene scyl2, whose product is annotated as SCY1 like pseudokinase 2. Gene Ontology annotation, biological process: protein phosphorylation. NCBI's taxonomy places the organism in Eukaryota, Metazoa, Chordata, Actinopteri, Gobiiformes, Gobiidae. The record is from RefSeq and is a predicted model, not a curated record. Bases 176 to 2935 code for a protein of 919 amino acids. The transcript has 19 exons. Gene Ontology annotation, molecular function: protein kinase activity; ATP binding.
UGCAGUGUGACAAACCAGGAAGUGGCUGUUUCAGACGUCUGCUAAGCUAGGUUAGCUCAUUCGUAUGCACCUGAAGUCAUGGGGGAAGUGACUGAUGCUUGACAGAAAUUAUUUGUGAAGGAUUUUUAUAUAUCUUGAGGAGUCAAGCAUACAUUUCGAAAAACUAGAUUUUAAAAUGGAGUCUAUGCUGAACAAACUGAAGAGCACAGUCACUAAGGUGACUGCUGAUGUCACUAGUGCUGUUAUGGGGAACCCAGUGACCAGGGAGUUUGAGGUUGGGAGACAUAUUGCUAGUGGGGGACCUUGCAUGUGCUGGAGGAUUUACAAUGGCACCAAGAAAUCCACUAAACAGGAAGUGGCAGUGUUUGUCUUUGAUAAAAAAGUAGUUGACAAAUAUCAAAAAUAUGAAAAGGACCAAAUUAUUGAUUCCUUAAAAAAAGGUGUGCAACAGUUGACAAGACUACGUCAUCCUCGUCUUUUGACAGUGCAGCAUCCUCUUGAAGAAUCGCGAGAUUGUCUGGCAUUCUGUACAGAACCAGUGUUUGCCAGUCUUGCAAAUGUGCUGGGUCAGUGGGACAACCUCCCCAAUCCUGUGCCCAAUGACAUAAAGGAAUAUAAACUAUUUGAUGUGGAAACCAAAUAUGGCUUAUUACAGAUAUCUGAAGGGCUGUCAUUUCUUCACAGUGGAGUGAAAAUGGUUCAUGGAAACUUGAGUCCUGAAAACAUCAUUCUCAAUAAAAGUGGUGCCUGGAAAAUAAUGGGUUUUGACUUCAGCAUUUCCUCUAUCAACCCCUCAGAUGCAGAGCCUAAAUACACAUGUAAAGAGUGGGAGCCUAACCUUCCUCCUCUCUGCCUCCCUAACCCCGAGUACCUUGCCCCUGAGUACAUCCUGUCAGUGAGUUGUGACUCGGCUUCUGACAUGUACUCUCUGGGUGUGGUAAUGCAUGCUGUCUUUAAUGAAGGCAAGCCUGUUUUCCAAGUCAAUAAGCACGACAUUUUUAAAAGCUUCAGCAGACAAUUGGACCAGUUGACCAAUAUAAGUCCAGCACUGCUAAACAAAUUGCCAGAAGAGGUUCGGGACCAUGUGAAGAUGCUUUUAAGUGUCACACCAACUGUUCGACCUGAUGCUGACCAGAUGACAAAGAUCCCAUUUUUUGAUGAUGUCGGAGCUGUAACUCUUCAGUAUUUUGACUCACUCUUUCAAAGAGAUAACCUUCAAAAAUCACAGUUUUAUAAAGGCCUGCCCAAAGUUUUGCCUAAACUUCCCAAGAGAGUAGUUGUGUAUCGGAUCUUGCCAGCAUUGACUUCAGAGUUUGUCAAUCCUGAUAUGGUUCCCUUUGUACUGCCUAACGUGCUGCUCAUUGCUGAAGAGUGCACCAAGGAGGAGUAUGUUCGCCUCAUUUUGCCUGAUCUCGCCCCAGUUUUCAAGCAGCAAGAGCCCAUCCAGGCUAGUAACAUGAUUUUGUUGAUAUUUCUUCAAAAAAUGGACUUGCUGUUAACCAAAACGCCAGCAGAAGACAUUAAGAACAGUGUGCUACCUAUGGUCUAUCGCGCUCUUGAAGCUCCAUCUGUACAGAUUCAGGAGUUGUGUCUGAAUAUCAUUCCUACAUUUGCUAAUCUGAUUGACUACCCAUCUAUGAAGAACUCUCUUAUUCCAAAGAUUAAAUCAGCGUGUCUGCAGACGUCUUCUCUCGCUGUACGGGUGAACUCUCUGGUGUGUUUAGGGAAAAUUUUAGAAUAUCUCGACAAGUGGUUUGUCAUUGAUGAGAUCCUCCCAUUCUUGCAACAAAUUCCAUCCAGAGAACCAGCUGUGCUCAUGGGAAUACUAGGAAUUUACAAGUGCACCUUCAGUCACAAGAAGCUGGGCAUUCCCAAAGAGCAUCUAGCCACCAAGAGCCUGCCCCACCUUGUGUCUCUCAGUAUAGACAAUAACCUCAAUCUGAACCAGUUUAACUCUUUCAUGGUGGUUAUUCGAGAGAUGCUGAGUCGAAUGGAGGCUGAACACAAGACUAAGUUGGAGCAACUUCAUGUGAUGCAGGAACAGACCAGAAGUUUAAACAUAUCUAACCAAGGGAACCAAUCAGAAGAGACAAAGUCCACACCAAACUCUGGAAACCAGAUGGAUGAUAUUUUUGGAAGCACAGCUGUCAACGGCAAAGAGCAUGGAUCCUCUGCACCACCGCCCAACAGAAUGUCUUUGACAUUAGAAGAAAAACAGCGACUCGCUAAAGAGCAAGAGCAGGCUGCUAAACUUAGGAGUCAGCAGCCAUUAGCACCACAAACUGUUAAACCAUCUUCCACUUCAUCCAAUCAGACAAAAGACCUGACCAGCAGUCUUCUAAACAAUAUGACUUCUUUAAACAGUAUGUCUUUGGCCAACACACCACGUCUUGGUCCAGUGCAGGGUUCUACUAUAUCUACCUUCCCUACUCCUAACCCGAUGAUAGGCUCCAUGGGCGCUCCAAUGUCCAAUGGCUUCAACACAUCGAUGGGCUUUCAAGCUGCUGGCAUGGGGAUGGGCAUGCGACCUCCAGGCCCCAGUCUUUAUGGUGGGAUGGCUACCACCACUAGCGCCCCGAACUUUGGUGCCCUGGCACAGAAUCAAGGACAAAUGGGACAGGCAAAUAAAGUUCCAGAUAUGUCAGCCUUGGACAGUCUUUUUACAUCUAAUAAGCCCAAAGUCCCGCUCAACCAAAUUGGUUCCAAACCUGGUCCUGCUCCGGCAAACAGCACUCCCUGGCCCAAUCAGUUCAGUUCAGCCCACAACACAUCAAUGCAGGCAGCGCCGGCAGGCAUGGGCGGCUUCGGGAUGCAAGCAAACCCUUUUUUCAGUCCACAAAACUUUCCUCAACCUGCCGCCCCACCUGGCAUGAACCAAAGUGCAAUUAAACAGAGUACAUCAGUUAACAAUGACCUAAAAGACUUAUUUGGCUAACAAUAUGGAAAAGACUAAAAACAAUUCAACAGAUAUAACUUAGAUAGAGAUUUGUGAUUGGAAAAUUGAAAACAACUGGAUGAAUGGAAAAAAAACAACAACUUUUCUCUAGUUUGGUAAUUUAAUUGGAUUCUGACCACCUAAAAUUGACUUUUUACUUGAAUAGGAUAUCGUAGGUGAGGACUUGAAAAUGCUGGAAGUUAAAAUAUUUUCUUAGACUUUUUUACUCAAAACUUGGUGUUAUUCCAAAUCCGAAGGAUCUCUCUUUGUAUCAUAAAAAGUGAACUGGGUGGUAUUUUAAAAAUAUAUCCUAAAAAGAUGGCAUAUUUUUUUGUUUUAUUGUACACAUUCAUACUGUUUAUUUCUUAAUUUUAUACUCAAGGCUGCUUUCAUGUUUUAUGGAUUUCACUGUCACAUGAAUAACAUUUUUUUUUUUUUUUUUUUCCUGAAGUCAGAAAACAAAAAGCUGUUAUGGUUUAGGUUCAAACAAUGUGGCCCUUUGAAUCCUGUUCAUAGAAUUAGAAUGGGAUUGGGAAAAUCAUCCAUUCAGAAUUUUACAUUUAAAAUAUCAAACAGAUCAAAUGUGACACAGGUGUUUUUCAGUUUUAGAUACAUGGCUAUGUUUGAAGAGAAGUCUGUAGGUUUUGUCAGUCAUUUCGCCUUCAUGUUGUGUCUGUUUGUGUAUGUGUGGAGUGACACUUGAUGCUAUUGCUUAGGUUUUAUUGUUAAACCUCAUCUCUUGCACUGCUUAUGGGCCAAUGUGCCUUUCCUGUGGACAAUGAGAUAGAUAUUCUCACUGAAGUAUUAUACCCCUUUCAGUUUGCAGUUUAAAUUUUGGCUUUUCUUUUCUUCAAAAAAUCUCGCAUGUUACUGAACUCAACCACAAAUGAUUUAGGAUUUUAAAUGAGUAAUUCCUUGCUAUUGCAAUGACCAAUACUCUUAAUCACUGGAUUUAAGACACCGUGUUUCAGCCUUUUCACCUUUUCAUUAAAGGUGAAACCGUGCUGAUGACGUAAAAAUGUAAAUAUAUAAUUAUUGAGAACAAUGUAUGGCCUUGAAAUUUUAAUCUUGUAGUUAAGGGGCCUUCAAUGAGUUGUGUGCAAUAAUUCUAUUAGUAGCAGAUGGUAAUGUUUGUCAGUGUCCAUAGACCAUAUGCUAAAUUUAAUUUUUUACAAAUGAUCAUUACACUGUAUAAACUAUAUGUUAUGUGAUCUCUCUUUCCAUAAAAAAUGUUCAGUUUCACUUGAUUUGAAUAAUAUAUAUAAACAAAACAUAUGGAAGCUUUCAUGCACUAUGUGAAUUUUUUAUGAUUAAAAUGUAUUAC